CCCCACCUCCAGUUUGUCCCCAGUUUGGCGAAAGGACGCCCCAUGUGUGUGAAUUUAUUUUUUUCCGUUUUGCUUUUUUUUCCGCCCUUUUUAAUUUAAAAUGAAAUGCAUGCACUGCAGGAUGUUUCAAUUCGCAUUGCCGCAUAUGGAAAAGUGAAAAGCAACCUAUAAGUAAAAAAAAAAAAAUAAAAUAACUUGGUAUCUCUGUCAACUAAAUUUUGCAGGCAUUUCCACCGUUCGAAACAUGUUCCGUCUACUUGUAUUCAUCAAUUUGCCCUGAUCGAAAAUACAGCAUACACGAAUGCAGGCAGGCGCUCAGGUAUAAUGUUAUAUAUGCAGUUGGGUGAAUAACCAGCAGGGGGUAUAAUUUUUUGCCCACAAAAUGAGCUGUAUGAUGCAGUGGGGAAAACAAAAAAAAAAAACGUGUACAAAAUUACUCAAACAGAGGGAUAUACAUUUUUUCUGCUUUUUCUUUUUUUUGGAAAGUUGGCAUGUUCGCCGGGAAUUUUCACCUUUUUACCGCUUCGCCGCUUUGCCACUCGUCAUUCUGCCGCUUUAGCUUUACAUAACCUCAUUUUUGCAUAGUUCCAUUUUUGUGCCAUUUUGUUGGUGUAUCGCUUUAUUUGCCAUUUCGGAUGACCGCCUUUGCUUUGCUUCACCUUUUUCUUUUCUUUCUUUUCUUUUUCGUCUUCUUCCCUUUUUCAUCAUUUUUUCCUUCUGCGCCGCCCCGUUUUUUUCAUUGCUUAUUUUUGAACAUUGAACGAGGCCGAAAGGUGUACGCAAAUUUCUCGGAAAUGUUUUUAUAGUUGAUCACCCGCGUUGGUGCGUAUCAUCACAAGGGAUCCCUCACUCUCGCGUAUCCUUUAGUGCCCACCGUUCUUCGCCACGCAGCAGCCGCGUAACAGCCGCGUAACAGCAGCUUCGUGCCCACUUCGCCUCCCUUUUGUACAUUUUUCCGUCACUGUUCACGAAUUUUUCCUUUUUUUUUAUUUCCCCCCGUUUUUCCGCCGUUUUGUUGCCAACUUACAUUUUUUAUAUACCCAUUUGAACUUCCGAACGAACAAGCGUCGCGGAUCGAGGCACCAUUUUGCCGCAAAACGAGAAAGAACCUCUUUUUUUUUUUUAAUUUCAAUUUGCCUGGAUCUGAACACCCUUUCAGUUUCCCCCAAUGCAGCAGCGUUACACAGCUUGGGAUUCCCCCACUCCUUGGAAACCUCCAGGAAAAUGAAAACGUCAACGUCACCGCCGAACGGGUUUGCGGACGCGAACGUGAACACCAGUGGGAUCGGCAACAGCAACAGCAGCGGGAACAAGCGCGGUGCCUCCAAAAACGCCUUCACAAAUGCGGCCUCCGUAAUUUGGAUCGAAAGGGAAAAAUUAGAUUCCAUUAUUCACAUCCCCCUGUACUCGGAUCUGUCCAAGUACGUCUCCGAUUUGGGCAGACACCCGGUGAAGCAGAAGAAGAAGGAGGAGGAGGAAGAGAAGGAGGAGAAGGAGAAGGAGAAGCAGGGAGGAGUGCUCUCCAAGAUUUUCCUUCUCUUCGAUGACAACAGCUGCAACAUUGCCGUUGACAUAUCGGCUCUCUACGAAUCCGAGAACGACAAAAUCCCGCUGCUCAUCUACGAGCGGUACUACUUCUGGAGCCUGCACUUCUUAUUUGAAAAAUCAAAAAUAAAAAGACAAAAAUUAAACAUCUGCUCGGACACGAAUGGAAGGUACGGUAUUAACAGGCUUAACAAAUAUGAUGAUGAUGUGUACAUGUAUACGUCCAUAUAUAACUGUGCAUAUAAUCGAAAUGGUGAUGAGAAGAACGUCGGUGGUAGUAGCUACUCGGAGCUGGGCAGGGACAACUGCAGGGAAGUGAAUAAAGAAUUGACCAUAUAUAAUAAGGACUACAUAAAAUAUUUGUACCUGAACGAUUUGAAGAAUAACGCCAUGAGGGUGAGCAAGUCAAACGGGGGGGAUGAUGCAGCUGUUGGGGGAAAUGCUGGGGAAGCGUUUAGGGGGAGUGCCUCUAGUGGGGAUCCCCUUUUCGAAAAAGGGCUCUACUCGAACAACGAAAUAAAGUGGUACCGCUUGAAGAUAAAAAUUGAGAGCGUGGAGAAAAAGAAGAAAAACAAAAACCAGAACCUCAGCAAAGGUAAGGGGGGCCCCGCCGGCAGCCACCCCUUCAGUUUCAACGGCUACAGCAGCUGCGGUAACUACGGAAGCUGCGGUAACUACGGAAGCUGCGGUAACUACGGGAGCUGCGGUAACUACGGGAGCUGCGGCAGUGGAAGCAAAACGGUCGACGCCCACCACAACAGUAACAGAGCCUUCUCCUGUGAGCAGAGGCCCCCGAACAACCCCAACGGCUUCAAAAAAGACACGCAUAACCCCACCUUUAAUGCAAACCUCAUGCACAACGUUAGCCACCUGUCUCUUAUAGAUAACGACGCCACGAGGAAAAACAUUAACAAUUUAAUUAAAAUACAAAAGAGGUCCUUUUUUAUGCUCAACCAAGAAAAUGGCAAAAAUGUAUUGGACACCUCAAACGAUGAACCGUUGCUGCUGUCCUCAAACAGAAGGAGCGAAUCAGUUUUCGAUUCCAGUAAGAGGGAGAGCCUAGCUAGCUGCGGCCAUCAGAAUGGGAAGAGGCGCAAGAGGAGGAACUGGUUCUACUACAAAAGCAGCAGCAACGAAACGAACCGCGGCCUGGAUGACGAUGAUAGAAGCACGUCCAGGGGCAACUCGGUCUGCGCGCUGGAUCGAGGAGACUCCUACGUGGAGAGUAAACGGAAAGGGAAAGGGGAAGACAAGGGGGAAGGUAACGGGGUAGAUAACGGGGUAGAUAACAGGGACCACAAGGGGGACGGCCCCUUUGAAAGUUCCAGCGGCUGCGACUCCGCGGGCUCUCCCAGCCGAAGCCGCAGAAGAACCUCGAAGAAGGCCCGUUCGCCCAAGGGGAGGCAGCCCCCCGACGGUCGCGCGAAGGAAGCUGCAGAGGGAGUUGCAGAGGAAGUGACCGAGGAAGUUGCAGAAAAAGUGGCUGAGGAAGCUGCAGAGAAAGUUGCCGCGAAAGUAACCGCGAAAGCCGCCGCUGAAAUCGCCGCGGAAGAGGACAGCUGCGCCAACUCGCGCAUGCCGUCGGAGAGCAGAGCAUACGUGCGGACGGUCACCGCGGGGGAGUCCGGCACCGAAUUCCAUAGCUUCGACGUCGAGGAGGAGGUGGAUGCGAUGGCCACCGCUCCAGCAGUAGCGGUAGACCCCCCAGAAAAAAACCAACAGAAGGAGGAAAGGCAAAUAAAUACAAAUGCGCUCUUCACUGAGGAGACAAAGAGCCCAGGACGUUUAACCAAAAACACAAAGGUCUACCAAGAAAAUGUCGAAGAAUACAACUCCGAAUUUAAGAGCAUCAUGUCGGAGCCGCUUAAUCCAAAAGAGGGGAGAGAAAAAAUAAAAAGGAGAAGAGACCACAACAGGGAGACACAAAUGAUGUACUUAAAUAAAAUUUUAAAAAGCAUCGUAAACAAAGAGAAGUCCCAUUUGAAUUCUCUUUCGAAGAAUUUCGAACGAAUUGAAGGAUUCUACAAACAGAAUUACAAAAUAUACAUCAUCGAGAGUAAGGAUGACUUAAAUGAUAAGAGGAACUGUUUUAAGAGCGACUUGCAUGCAUACGUUUUGUCUCCCCCUCCAAGUGAUGACAUCUCCAACGAGCUGAACAUUUUGGACCAGUUUAAAAUGUACCUGCGCAGGUGCAGGGGGGACUACCGCCCGAGGAAGUACCAAACGCAUAUCACCACGGGUGGUGGGAAGCCAGCAGGUGAGAAGCCAGCAGGUGAGAAGCCUGUAGGUGGUGGAAACAGCGGAGUAAACCUUCAAACGAAUGCCAGCUGCACAGAGAAGAAGGAACACUCCAGUGAUAAUUGCCCCGGUGAAGACCACGCGGGGGGAAACGCACCCCAGAAGGAAGGCGAGCAGAGGGGUGCCCCCAUGAAGAGCAGUUUAACGAAAAUGGCUCCAAAGGGGAAAAACGCAGAAGUAGAAGACGUAGGCGAAACAUCCAGGAGUUCCCCACAAAGGGAAGCCGGAAAGACACACCCGACAAACCAGAACCCACCCGAAAACGGAAUCAUCUUUUAUGCGCACAAUAAGAAAAACCCAAGCAGCGUAAAAGAGCUAAGGGAAGGAGACUGCCUCUACAUAAAAUUUAACUACUCAUAUGAUGACUAUGAUAAAAUUAGGGUAGUAAAAAAGGAAGACCUUCUUCAAAUACUCAUUUGCCUCAUGAGGAACCAAGAGUGUCUGAAGCUCUCACACAUAUCUACGUACUCGCCAGACCUUCUGUGGAACCUGUCCGUGCAUUUCAAAAAUAACACCUACGAUAUGGAGUUAAAUUUGGAGAAGAUGUACGCCCACUUUUGCAGACGCUAUGAGGUGACUUCACCGGAUGGGAGGCCCGGCUUGGAUCUCCAGCUGGGGUUCGCCCCCCUGGUGGAGCGAGCGGGAGAUCAUCCGUUCGGUGGGCAGUCCUAUCUUCCAUUCGAUGUGCAGUCCCACCUUCCAUUCGAUGGGCAGUCCUAUAUUCCAUUCGAUUCGCAGCUGGGUGGCCAACCGGGCUGCUCCCCCGAAUGGUCGCCCGAUCGCUGGUCCGAUCGCUCCUCCGAGUGCUCCUCCGAGGCGGCGUCCGAAGCAGGCGCAAGGGCAUCGCGCAGCUUCAAAAGCGCAAAGAGAGCCAAGAGGGAAAACCUCAAAGAGAUGGAAAUUAUGAAGCUGAAGGAUUACGUGUCCUUCCUAGAUAAAUUUCUACAAAACGUAAAUGAUGCCAAGUUAAAGAGACUUAAAAACAUACAAAAAGAAUACUAUAAAAAAUAUGAGUUUGACCGAAGCAUAAACAAGCUAAGUAGGCAACAGCUGCUGGAGUUAUUUGUAGACAGGAAGAACGAAAUGAAUACCAUUCCUCUUUCGUUCUUAAAAGAGAAAAGCCGAAACAUCAUUUACGAGGAGAACAUCAAAAUGAACAUGUUCGCGUGCAUCAAAAUAACAUUUGAUGAGGUUAAGGGGAGAUGCAUUUACGCAGCUAGCGAUUUGAACAAAUUUGAUUUUGUCUUUGAGUAUGUUGGAGAGCUACUCACACAUAAUGAGGCAAUGGAACGAGAACGCAAAUAUAAUAAAAAUAAAAAGAAGGGGUGCUAUAUGUUUUAUUUUAAACACGAAAAUAAACGGUACUGUAUUGACGGCACGGAGGAAAAUAUCGAUGCGGCUAUCAAUAGCAAAGACAAAAAAUACUUCUUGAGGUCCUUUGCUAGACUGGUCAAUCACUCUAAGAAGAACUCCAAUCUCAUUCCCAAGGUGCUCACCGUCGCCAGCCUCCCGCGGCUCUUCUUCGUCGCCGCGCGCAACAUCAAGGAGGGCGAGGAGCUCCUCAUCGACUACGGCGAGCGCGACCGCGAGAUCAUCAAGAACAACGAGUGGUUGAAGUGUUAG
Molecule: messenger RNA, 5466 nt
Organism: Plasmodium vivax (malaria parasite P. vivax)
Lineage: Eukaryota; Apicomplexa; Aconoidasida; Haemosporida; Plasmodiidae
Exons: 3
Coding region: 1225-5466 (1413 amino acids)
Molecular function (GO): protein binding
Source: RefSeq, a predicted model, not a curated record